AUGAACCAGCAAGUAACUUUACCACCCAUCAAACAUGUCUUUCAGGGCUUGUUGAGCUCGAAACCAGCAGAUUCAUUGCACCAAAAGCACCAUUAUCGUCGCUCGUCUGCGGGCAUGGAGUCUGCAGUGGAAGCAGUUCGAUCCUUGCAGCAAUUAUCAUCGGCAUCAGCUGAUGCACCUUGCUUUCAUUGUUCACCUGCUCCUGCUGCUCCUUCCUCCUAUUCUUGCUGCACAGCAGCUCAUCACCACCAUCAUCAUCAACAACAACCCAUCCAUACGCAGCUUGCAACAUCAUUUGCAGGACAUCGUCGAACUGUGUCAGCCUCUGUAGAAGCACCGUAUUGUCAUGUAUCCUAUCCACUGGCUCCUCCUCCUGCUGCUGCUGCUGCUGCUGCUGCGGGUGCUCUGUCUGAUACAUGCUCUCCUUAUUCACAUUAUCCACACACCCACUCACAUUAUCAGCAUCGAUUCUAUGCACCUUACGCUCACGUUCAUGCUCAUCAGCAGCAUCCACCAGCACACUACUUUCCUCGCCGUGCAAGAGCACAUACCACAUCAGGCUAUCCACCUACCAUGCUCUAUCCUAUGCAUGCUAAUCAGCAAACAUCAACAGCGUACAGCACAGCGAAUGAGAUGCAAACACCAUUCUCGCCUCCUUCUUCUGUCUCUUCUUCGUCAGCACCCGCAUCAGCAACCACAAUGCCAGCUAAAAAUAGCUCGAACGUCAACAACCACAGAUACCAUUGUCAUCAUUGUAGAAAAUCCUUCUCAAGACCUUCCUCGCUCCGUAUUCACAUUUACUCGCACACAGGAGAAAAGCCAUUCAAAUGCCACUAUCAAGGAUGCGGUCGUAGUUUCAGCGUCCACAGCAACAUGCGUAGGCAUUUAAGAGUGCAUUACUACCCUCAACAGCAACAGCAACAGGCAGGCACGAGCGCACACAUGAACAGCAGCAUGCGGUUACCACUGGUACCAUCCUCGAAAAGUGCUAAUUACAGUGACGAAGAAGAGGAGGAAGAGGAAGACUGCAAGACAAAGGACAAGGAGGAGCAAAACCAUAAACAACACUUAAUGUUGAUGAGACAACAAACAGACUACCACAACCAACAACAAACAAUGUGCUACACUAAUGUAUGA
Messenger RNA from Mucor velutinosus, 1137 nucleotides. RefSeq lists its product as uncharacterized. Bases 1 to 1137 code for a protein of 378 amino acids. Lineage: Eukaryota; Fungi; Mucoromycota; Mucoromycetes; Mucorales; Mucoraceae. The transcript has 2 exons. The record is from RefSeq and is a predicted model, not a curated record.